Onychostoma macrolepis is the source of this 2103-nucleotide messenger RNA. Its product is annotated as mucin-2-like. The transcript has 4 exons. NCBI's taxonomy places the organism in Eukaryota, Metazoa, Chordata, Actinopteri, Cypriniformes, Cyprinidae. Bases 12 to 1877 code for a protein of 621 amino acids. The record is from RefSeq and is a predicted model, not a curated record.
UUCCUGCUGAUAUGUCAAGCACUCUAUCACCUACUGGUUUUACAAGCACUGCAGUCACUACUGGUCCAUCAGUCACAGCUGGUCCAUCAAACACAACAGGAGACACUCAUCUGUCAGUUACUUUGUCACCUAAUGGUCCCAUACUCUCUGCAGUUCCUACUCAGAAAUCAAGCACAACUGCUCCUCCUAGAACAUUAAGCACAGCAGACCUUGCUCAUCCAUCACACACUGCUCCCUAUGGCCAUUCAAGCACUGGGGAUCCUACCAAUCAUUCAAACACAACAGCUCGCACUGAUCCCUCAAUCACUGCAGUUUUAACUAAUCAAACAACCCCAACUGUUGCAUCAAGCACUACAGUUCAUAUUGAGCGACCAAGGACAACUGUUCAUACCGGAACCUUGACCACUGCAGUUCCUACUGAUCAUUCUAACACAACUGCUCACACUGAUUCCUCAAUCACUGCAGUUUUAACUAAUCAAACAACCCCAACUGUUGGAUCAAGCACUACAGUUCAUACUGAGCGACCAAGCACAACUGUUCAUACUGGAACCUCAAAUACUGCAGUUCCUACUGAAUUGUCAAUCACACCUGCCCCUACUGCCUCUUUCAUCACUAAAGGUCCUACCAAUCAAUCAGCUGAUCCUCCUGGUCCCUUAUCCAGUGAAGUACCUACUGGUUUUACAGUCACAACUGUUUCCUCAAUCACAGCAGAUCAUACUGAUCCAUCGAGCACUGCUUUUCCUAUUGGUACCACACAUCCUGCAGUACCUACUGAUCAGUCAAGCACAACUAUUCCUCUAGGCCUUUCAAGCAGUGCAACUCUUCCCAGUCUAUUAACCACAAUAGCUCCUACUGAUCUGUCAAACAGCACUGUUCCUAAUGACCCUUCAAGCAUCUCAGCUCAUACUGAACAAUUAAGCAUGACUAUUCCUAUUGGUCCCUCAACUACUCCAGUUCCAACUAAUCUUUCAAACACAACUGUUCUGCCAGGCUCUUCCUCCACAGUGACAACCUAUCCCUCAAGUACAAUUAUUCUGCCUGCUAAGAUGAACACCACUGUCUCAACUUAUCCGUCAAGCAAAGCCAUUUCUUAUCAUUAUCCAAAUACUACAAUUUCAACCAAAACACCAAACACAACUGCUCCAGUUGGGCAUUCAAACAAUGCAGUUCAUACUGUUUUAUCAAACACAACUAUUUCUGCUGGAAUGUCAAGCAGUGUACAUCAUACAGAUGUUUCAAACACAACUGUUCAAUCUGGCACUACAGUGUCUGUAUCCAGUGCAGCUGGUAAACAUAUCACCACAUCUGUAAUAUUUUCAAACUCAACACACUCUAAAGUCACCUCUUCAACCACAUCUUCACUUCAAACCACUCAUCUAUCAACUAAAGCCUCCACAGGUUCAGCAGUCCAGGGCGAGGGAUUUGUUAUUCUGCAGAUCCGUUUACAGAGACAAUACAUUGAUGCUUACAAUAAUCCUGCUUCUAUGGAGUACCAGAUUCUGUCCAUAAACAUCACUAUUGAGCUCAAUCGAAUCUACCGGGAAAUUUAUGGGACCCGCUUCCUCAGAUGCUUCGUGAUAAGAUUCUGGCCUGGGUCAGUGGGUGUGGAUACAGAACUUAUCUUUAAAAACCAGACUGUGCUACCAAAUGCAACAAGCAUUGCAGAAUCUCUAAAGACAGCAAUUGCUGAAUCAAAAGUGUUCCUUGUCGUGAUUCCUUCCAGUAUUAUUGUUGUGGAGCAGCAAGAUUCAACUUCAACCACCAGGCAAACUCAGACAUCACAAAGUGUUCCUAUAAUGCAAACAUCUUCUGCUGUUGCACCGGCUUUGUCUAGUAUAUUCAUGCUUCUGCUUCUGCUAUGGAAUGAAACACUGUAAUUCUGCAAAGCUUUUCUCCAUGUGUCACAUUCAAACCUACAAUUAAUAUUGUGAAAACUCUAUUAUCUUCUAUAGUGAUACAUUACUCUUGGUUUCAUGUAAUGAAAAUUGUGAUUAACCUGAUACAUGCAAUAAUUAUUCUUCAGGCAUUUCUUGGGAAUUUCAGCACCUAUAACACAAUAACUUGCAUUCUGCAUUUUCUUUUCUUCGUUUUAAAUAAAAAUAC